UGCAACCAGCGCUUUCCUGCAAAUUUAGUUCCAAGAUGAAGUGCGAUGAGCUGCGUUCCCGCGCAUCUCAGGCGGCAACUAACAAGUUGCUCCGCACAACGACAGGUUUGCGCCAACCAACCCAGCGUGUCCCGGCGGAGCAACAUUCGGGUGCAGUGAAAGAACAAUGCCGGGCGGGCAGGCUGCGCUUUAAGGGAGAAGGGGAUGGGGAUGAUUUGAGACUCGGGUGCAAUGCAUGGCUCCCGCACGGGGCUUUGCGCUUAAACUGGAAGCAAAAUGCAGGCUGUAUCCUUGCCCAGAAGACGCGAGUCGGACACGAGGUGAGGCUGGUUUCCUUCUCCGCGGCACAGGAACAUUCCGUGUCCUACUGAACGGGUCCGGAAGGCUCUGGACGAAGCUGUGGGGAAAGCGGCUGGCUUUUCAGUGCUCUCCACACAAGGCUCCCUCCUGCGAUCGGUCCCGCCCCGGAUUAUCAAGUGCCGAAAAGCCGAUGGCAGAAAUCUGGAGAGGCUACUGUCUAAACUGGGAUGGCAGGUGUUGGAGCCAAAGAUCCGCCGCGGGGGCAAGAAGGCAAGCUGCCUCCGAACCCUCCAUUGCAAGACACCGGUCAAUCCAGCCACUUUCAAGAGCCGGAGCAGUCGCUGGGACGGGCGGUCGAAGGGCUUGCUCAUGAAGACAAACUCUCUGUGUGCAGCAAACUAUGCUAUGGCAUUGGAGGUGCUCCAAAUCAGGUUGCGAGCAGUGCCACCUCAUUCUUUCUGCAAAUUUACCUCUUGGAUAUUGCUCAGAUCCCACCAUUCCAGGCCUCCUUGGUGCAGGUCCUUGGCAGAGCAUGUGGAGCAGCUGCAGAUCCUCUUGCAGGCUUUUUUAUUAAUCGGACCAAAGCAACCAGAUUUGGGCAACUCAUGCCUUGGUUGUUGGGUUGUACACCAUUCACAAUUGUGUCCUAUAUCUUGAUGUGGUACUUACCUUCCUUCACAUCCAACCGAAUUCUGUGGUAUCUGACUUUUUAUUGCCUUUUCCAAGCCAUGAGUACACUGUACCAGGUGCCAUAUUCUGCUCUCACCAUGUUUCUGAGCACAGAUCAAGCAGAUCGCGAUUCAGCAACUGCCUACCGAAUGGUAUUUGAAGUUCUCGGAACACUGAUUGGAGCUACACUACAUGGUCAGAUAGUUGCUGGUGCUCACACUUCUAGCCACUGUUUCCAGAAUGAAACUAUUGGGCUGCAGCAAAACAGCUCUGAAGUCCUAGAUGUGUCUUAUGGAAAAAAAGUCUACAUGAUUGCAGCUGGGCUGAUAGGAGGCAUUUACCUUGUUGGCAUUCUUUCCCUAUUCUUUGGAGUGAAAGAAAAAUUUGAUCCAUACACCUUAAUGCCAGACAAAAAAGUUCCUUUCUUUAAAGGACAAAAGCAUGCCAUGAAGCAUCAACCAUAUUUGAUAUUUACAGCAGCAUUUCUACUGAUUUUAACAGCAGUUCAGAUUGAACAAGGAAAUUUCGUUCUCUUUUGUACUUACGCAGCUGAUCUUCGCAGUCACUUUCAGAAUUUAGUGCUGAUUAUCUUGGUGUCAGCUACAGUGAGCGUUCCAUUCUGGCAAAGAUUUCUGAAGCAUUUUGGCAAAAAGAAAGCAGCAUGUGGAAUAUCGUUGAUGAUUCCUUCUGUAAUCAUGUUGGUGACUAUCCCUAAUAUCUUUCUUGCCUACUUUAUGGCUUUUGUAUCUGGACUUAGCAUCGCAGCAUCUUUCCUCCUGCCAUGGUCCAUGCUGCCUGAUGUAGUUGACCAUUUUCGAAUGCAGAACAUUCACUUACCAGGGCAUGAAACUAUCUUCUAUUCGUCGUUCAUCUUUUUCACAAAGAUGUCAACUGGUAUCGGAAUGGGAAUUUCUUCCUUCAGUCUACAAUUUGUAGGCUACAAAUCAGGGAUGUGUACACAGUCCACCCACGUUGUCAUCACGCUGAAAAUCUUGGUUGGUGGAAUUCCAUCCAUCCUCAUCCUUUUAGGCUUAUCCAUACUUCUGUUGUACCCAAUCAACGAGAAAAGUCAAAAGGAAAGGAAACAUGCCUUUGAAAAUUCAAGGAGGAAUCAUUUGAACACUGAAAACAUUUCCGUAGGAAAGCCUGAAUAAAAAUAGAAAUCCAGCGGUAAUGAAAAUGCAACCAGUGGGGACGACUUCAGCAUCCUUGGAGGCAUUUGUCUUAUUCCACCAGUGUUUAACUACCAAUAUACCAAGGCUGCUGUGAUAAAAAAGAUGACGCUUUGGAGCAUGGCUUGGACAGCCUGUAUAAUGCUGGAUUGCUAUGAAGCCUUGCACGAGCUAAUUUAUAAGAUGCAAUAGAUGGUGCUGUCUCCUUUCAUUUACAGUACAGUACAUGUUAUAUACUGAGGAGAACAGCUGCAUGGCGAGUUGAAAACCAUGGUCUUGUGAGUGCUAUCCAUAUGCUGUUAACUAAGAUAGUGGUUAGAGGCAAUUUCAACUAAUUAUAACAUGGUUCCUACCAAAGGAAAUCCCAUAAUUUCUAUUGAUCACAGAAUUCCAUUUAUUUUUAAUGCAAUGCCAUUUAAUCUACUGCUUCUUCUGUUUUUUGUACAGAUUUUUAAAAUCUCACCUUUAUUAUUUUAUGGAUUACUCAGGGCAGAGAAGAUACCUAAUA
Thamnophis elegans (Western terrestrial garter snake) is the source of this 2649-nucleotide messenger RNA. It is a transcript of the gene MFSD2B, whose product is annotated as major facilitator superfamily domain containing 2B. Gene Ontology annotation, cellular component: membrane. Lineage: Eukaryota; Metazoa; Chordata; Lepidosauria; Squamata; Natricidae. Gene Ontology annotation, biological process: carbohydrate transport. The record is from RefSeq and is a predicted model, not a curated record. Bases 528 to 2123 code for a protein of 531 amino acids. The transcript is spliced from 14 exons. Gene Ontology annotation, molecular function: sphingolipid intramembrane carrier activity; symporter activity.